AUCAUUUAGAAAAUGAAAAAAAUGUUCUUCAUUUAAUUAAGCAGGAGCAGCAUAUGACAAUUCAAUGACUUACUAAUGAACAGAUGUGACAAACCGAUCGCUGCUUUCUAACAGCCCACUCAUGGCUGGAACGAAACCUGCCAGAUACUGAGUCCCGAGAACCAGAUUUAAACGCGUCUGAACCUACGAAAAGUCUGAUAUUUAGUGCCCCCUACUGGCGAAAAAUAUAUCAUCUAUACAUGAAACAGCCCUCCAAAGAAAACAAAUCGGAUAUAUUAGAUAUUAUAUAUUAGAUUAUAAGGACAGUUCAUUUUACGUUAAGGUAAUCUUUUAGAGAGAAGUUUAAGAGGGGAAUAUAAAUGAAAGCACUAACUUGGAAAUUGAAACACGCUUCUACGGACAAAAUACUUUAUUUGCUGAGGAAAAAAGGGCUACCACCUACUGGAAAAAAUGAUUGCCGUCUAAACAUCAUUUACUUUUAUUAUUAUUAUUUUUUACCAAAUUGUGUUUUAAAACAUUUAGUCUAAUACUGUAUUUUUUCACAUACAUAAUGUCUGUGUAAAUUCAAAAUAUGAAGAGGUCUGGGGAUAUUUUAAAAUCAUUGUAAGCAUCUAUGAGAUAAAAAUGAACUUUUUUUCGGUAAAUGUCUAAUUUUAUAAAUAUCGCUGUAGAGGAGGUGUACACUGCCGAAUUAAGUUAACAAAGUUUAUAGUAUACGCCAUAUAAAUUGCUAAAUCUUUUCAAAAUUCAAAACAAAAACACUUGUUUGUACGUUUACGUCAAAAUCCAAGAUGGCCAAUGGGACUUGUAGUCCGCAGCAACUCCAGUAACAAAGAAGGCAAAACACUGUAAAAUAUUAACAAUUAAUGACUACAUUCUCCCUGUUACUAUAUACUCCCCAUUCAGAUGCGUGUCUACGUGUUUUCAUUAAUAUAGUCGUGAAGUAAUUAUGCUUUCCCUGUGCUUAAAUGUUUUCUACAUAAAGAAAAGGUAAGCAUACACACUGCAUUACCCAGAAUGCAACAGCAUCCACAGCAGUUUGACAUUUGACCUGUGACUGAAAAUACCCUGAUCAGCUGAUCUGACCUGGCAACAACAUUCUGGGAGGUCUAUCAGGGAGGGGAACUCAGCUAACAAAAAACAAUGCCUUCACUACACAAAGCAGCACUUUACUGAAAAGCUCGACUUUUUGAAACUCCUAAGACGGGUGAUGAAGUUUAACAAGAGCAAGAGAGACGUGUCUCUGUUGUUAACGUGCCGGUAGCUAGCUAGGAUUACUGAGUCACUAUCCAGUCUUAUAGAGCGACUCUGUUUUUGUUGUGGGGUAAACAUUGAUUUAUGUGUUCGUUACAGUAUUAUUCAGUCCACACCGGUUCCGUCUUUUUAAAACACUAAUCUUAUAAAUUGAGCGUAAACCGCAUGAUAUGCUUGUUUAAUCGCACAUUAAGGGCAAUUCGAUCUAUUGGAAAUGUCAUUGGUGUGUUUGUUUUUUCAUCGUAGGUAGUCUCGCGUAUUGUUUUAGUCUAUUGGGGUUGUUUCAGGUAUGUUAUUUACCUUGCCAACUUAGGAAAUUAUUGAAGUUUUUAAAUGUCAGGUUUACAGAGGUCGCUCCAGAGGCAAGUGAACCAGUCGCGUUCAUUGGGAAGGUUUCGUUAUUCUGGGUGUUUGUUUUGAUGUUGUCUAAGUUUAGUUUUUUAAGAAAAAAGUUUUAUUUAAAUGUACGACGGCAUUAGACAUUUAACGUAAGCGGAAAUAGCACUCAUACCACCUGGUCGAUUCAUGUCAUUCUUUUGUUGUCGGUGCAAGGGCAUUAUUGGUGUUUGCACUAAAUCAAAAUAUGAGUAUGAGCGUUUAACUCCCGUUUGCGUUUCAUUGCCAGAAUAACUGUUUCAACUUGAAGUUUCGCGAAGGGAAAUAAUGUUGUAUUGUUAAGGGGUCUUGCCAAGUCAGGUGUUUGAAUUUUUAAAGCUAGGAGUCAAAUUUAUUUAAACGGGUGGCAUAUAAAAUCAAUACUGUAAAACACUGUAAAAGAUCAUUGAGCAAAGAAUUUGAAAUAGCUUUAAAAUAAAUGUGUAUAUGUAUAUUAAGAUAGAUUGCAAUAGUGAAGAAUACUUGUAAAUAUAAUUAUAUUUAACCAUUUGGGGUCACGGUCCUUAUACUAAGGUGUAUCAUUUCAAUACUGAGCAAUAAUGAGUGGCCAGGGUUCUGGAGUCGGUGGCAGCCUGGUUUGCCAGGAGAGCUAUGCCUGCGGGGGUUCUGAGGAGGCGGCGUUUGAGUGCGAUGAGUGCAAGAGCCUGCAGUGUGCCCGCUGCGAGCUGGAGCUCCACCGGCAGGAGCGCCUCAAGAACCACGAGCGCACCCGCGUCGGUCCAGGCCACGUGCCAUUCUGCGACUCCUGCAAGGGGGAGGCUGGCGGGCGGCACCGGGCGGCUGUUCGCUGCCAGGGGUGCAAGAUCAACCUGUGUCUGGACUGCCAGAAGCGGACGCACAGCGGUGUGAACAAACGCAAGCACCCGCUCGCCUCCUACCCCCCACCCAAAGCGGUGGACGCCAGCGUCAGCGAGGCCGAGGUCCUGAGGGCCCAGCUGCUGGACAAAGUCAGGAGCUUCCUGCUGGUGGAUGAGAAUGAGGAAAUGCAGCUGGUCCCCGGUCAGGUGAAGGACGAAGACGAGUUUGUGAGAAAGCUGGACUGCCCUCCUGACCAGCUGCUCAAGGUGGUGUCCAUCUUCGGGAACACGGGGGAGGGCAAGUCCCACACCUUGAACCACACCUUCUUCCUGGGCCGCGAGGUCUUCAAGACUUCAGCCACCCAAGAGUCCUGCACAGUGGGGGUGUGGGCGGCGUUGGACCCCAUCCACAAGGUGGUGGUCAUUGACACAGAGGGCCUGCUGGGGGCGGGGUCCCACCAGGGCCAGCGCACACGCCUCCUCCUGAAGGUGCUGGCCAUCUCCGACAUCGUCAUCUACCGCACCCAUGCUGACCGGCUGCACGACGAUCUCUUCAAGUUCCUGGGAGACGCUUCUGACGCAUACCUGAAGCACUUCACCAAAGAGCUGAAGGCCACAACGACACGAUGCGGCCUCGACGUCCCUCUGUCUACGCUGGGCCCUGCUGUCAUCAUCUUCCACGAGACUGUCCACACCAAGCUCCUGGGCUCAGAUAAGCCAGGGGAGACGGCAGAGAGGCUCCUGCAGGAGCGCUUCCGGAAGCUGGGCCGCUUCCCCGAGGCUUUCAGCUCCGUGCGGUACUGCGGCACUCGCACCUUCAACCCGCCCACUGACUUCAGCGGCCUGCUGCACAGCCUGGAGCAGCAGCUGGACAACAGCACCACGCGGUCCCCCCGCUCACCUCUGGUCGUGUUUAAGGCCCUGCAGGCCCUGAGCGAGCGCUUUAGCGGCGAGAUCCCGGACGAGCACCAGGCCCACAGCUCCUUCUUCCCAGAUGAGUACUUCACCUGCUCCAGCCUGUGUCUCAGCUGCGGGUCUGGCUGCCGAAAUAGUAUGAACCACCUGAGGGAGGGCAUAAGCCACGAGGCCAAGCACCGCUGUCGCUACUCGGUGCACUACGACAACCGCGUCUACACCUGCAAGGCGUGUUAUGAGGGGGGCAUGGAGGUUAUUGUGGUGCCCAAGACAUCUGCAUCCUCAGACUCGCCUUGGCUCGGCCUGGCCCGAUACGCAUGGUCAGGGUAUGUGAUUGAGUGUCCGAACUGCUGCGUCAUCUACCGCAGCCGCCAGUACUGGUAUGGGAACCAGGACCCCGUGGACACUGUGGUCCGCACCGAGAUCCGCCAUGUGUGGCCUGGGUCUGACGGCUUCCUGAAGGACAACAGCAACGCGGCCCAGCGCCUCCUGGACGGGGUGAACUUCAUGGCGCAGUCCGUGUCCGAGCUGAGCGUGAAGCCUGCCAAGGCUGUCACCUCCUGGCUCACCGACCAGAUUGCACCAGCCUACUGGAAGCCAAACUCCCUGAUCCUGACUUGCCACAAAUGUAGCAGCGUCUUCCAGGAGAACGACACUAAGCACCACUGCCGCGCCUGCGGCGAAGGCUUCUGCGGCGAUUGCUCCUCCAAGAGCCGGCCAGUUCCCGAGCGCGGCUGGGGCCUGGCACCUGUCCGCGUCUGCGAUGCCUGCUUUGAGCAGCGGGGCGUGCGGCCGGAGCUGCUGGAUUUGGACCUGGAAGAAGAGGAGGGCGGGACGGUGAUAGCUAGGAAGGUGGGCGAGGCAGUGCAGAGCACGCUGGGAGCUGUGGUCACCGCCAUCGACAUCCCUCUGGGCCUGGUGAAGGACGCUGCCCGGCCUGCGUACUGGGUCCCUGACCAGGACAUCCUGUGCUGUCACUACUGCCAGCGCGAGUUCAGCACCAAGCUGUCCAAACACCACUGCCGGGCGUGUGGCCAGGGCGUGUGCGAUGACUGCUCACCCCAACGUCGCCCUGUGCCCUCGCGGGGCUGGGACCACCCUGUCCGGGUCUGUACUAACUGUAGUCAGAACCCUGGGGACCUUUAGCAGGGCUGCCUUCUGGUCUCCAAGUCCCCCGUCAGCCCCCAUAGCUGGGAUGCCUCCACCCGUCGAGGGGCAGCCGUGUUCCCAGGACACAGAAUCUCUUUUUCUUUUUUUUUUGUUUUUGUUAUGCACUCUGUAGUGCGAGAGGCACUCUGUUCUCCACACGUCUCCCACGGCACGGGGAAUCGGAGUAGAGUACAAAGUGAAACCUCAAAGGUCUCCAUUUCCACCUCAGGCACCCCAGACCUUAACUCACACGCUUCCCUUUUUUUAUCAACGUUUCUAUCCCAGAAGGAGUACUUUGUAAACGCGAACACCGAGGGCGUGGAUCUGGAUGGCUCUACACAUGGGCGUCCCCUCUUCCGGGGUCAGCGUCUGCCAGGCAAAGCAUAAAGCCGUUCCUUCACAGGAAUAGGAGGAUGUGACGAGGUCACCCAGCUCAUGCAGCCUCCGUGGAGGUUACAUUUACCGUGACCCAAAUGUUUACCUGAGUUGACUUAACCAUAGGCGCACAAGUACUAGAUCGGGUCAAAAUACUUUGAUUCACAGCGUCCAGAGAGCGCAUCCACCAAAUGCAGGAGCAGUAAUUAGUCUUAAUGCUGGAUCUUCUUGUUAGAGUUUGGUGCUUUUGUUCACACAAUCACUUCAAAUCAGAUAGAUCUGUUCCAACACUUUUACCAGGGUCUUCCUGAAAUGUAAGGUGUGAAUCUGUGAGGUGACCAGGUGGAUGUUCCACAAAGCAGGAAUUCUCAGUUGACUGGGUUAACUUGAGCUGUAAGUCACGAUUGUCCAAUAGGAAUCCUCCGUACCUAAACUCGAUCGUGACUUCUUGCUUAAGAUAACCCAGCUAACUGAGAAAUCCCGCUGCGUGGAACUCCUCCCGGAUGUCUAAUGGUUUUGUGGCUUUUAUUAAGGCUGAAGGAACUAACCUUAUUUUCUGAGAGGUGGGGGUCAGGUUCUUUUUCGAUUUCCCAUCAAGCCUCGUCAGUCUGGGCAUACUGGGAGUGUCCAGCCUAUCUUCGCAUGCGGAGGUAAACAGUCUCAGUCGCCGGUGCAGCUGUUGCGCCUGUUACUUGACUGCGAUGGGGUUGUCAGGGAAUUGGGGUCCUCUUGGGCCUGGGGGUAGUUGCAUUUCUUCUCCCACGUUCUUCGCUGUGUGUUCCUUCCGUGACCUCCAGAGGAAUGUGCCUGCAUGUGUCCAGGUGGGUGGAUGUUUACGUGAGCUUUUAGAUUCAUUCCAUCAUCAUGGGUGUUGCCGUUUUUUAAGCUCUGAUCACAGUGUUCGCUUAUCAGGUUCAAUGCAUUUUAGGGACAGGUAGGUAGGCCAUGCCCACUUCAAACCCACUUCCAUAUUUCUGUGUUAUAGUUGGUUUUUAGGGAAGAGGUGUGGUGGAACUGUAGGAUUAUCCUGAAAGAAGUGCGGUUUGUUUUUUUGGUUGAGGGGAGAUGGUCUGACGCGUGCGACCUGUGAAAAGUCAGGACGGGCCCUGGGACUGCUGGUGGUGGUUCAUGAUUAGUCACCUCGCUUGUGUUCAUGUGCCCCAAUCAGCAUGCAUCCUGUUCGAUCACCUUCCGCUGGGUGAUCUUGUCAGACCCUGACUGUUACGAACAAGGGGCCGAGCUGUGGAGCAUCGAACAUCGAGUUUUAUGUGUCAUGUAUGCUAAUAUAUUAAAACUUUUAAACAUUUAA
Brienomyrus brachyistius is the source of this 6195-nucleotide messenger RNA. It is a transcript of the gene zfyve1, whose product is annotated as zinc finger, FYVE domain containing 1. Bases 2190 to 4508 code for a protein of 772 amino acids. The record is from RefSeq and is a predicted model, not a curated record. Gene Ontology annotation, molecular function: metal ion binding. The transcript is spliced from 11 exons. Lineage: Eukaryota; Metazoa; Chordata; Actinopteri; Osteoglossiformes; Mormyridae.